CCCCUUAAACAAGUUUGAAAGUGAAGGAGGAAAAAUUUAGCUAUUUGAAAAAAAAAACUGACGUAGGGGCGCUAAAUCUGAAAAAAAAAACUGUGAAUAUUAUGGGAAAAUAUAUGUAUGCCAAAAUCGCCUAAUCAGACGCUUAUGGUAAACUCACACAAGAAUGGCCCCUCGACUGCAGCUUGAGAGAGCCGCCUGGCGCUGGGUCGAGACGGUGAGACCGGAGGAUGUCAAAGACGAGCACGUAGAGACCGCAUACCGCAUCAGAGUCCCGGCGUGCAAGAGGGGAGCAUGCAGGAGGAACUGUAAAGGAAACCCCAACUGUCUCGUUGGCAUCGGAGAGCACGUCUGGUUAGGGGAAAUUGAUGAAAAUGCCUUCCACAACAUUGAUGACCCAAAUUCAGAAAGGCGAGACAAGAACACGUUUGUCGGUCUUACGAACCUGGGGGCCACAUGUUACGUGAACACAUUCCUGCAGGUGUGGUUCCACAACCUGGAGCUGCGACAGACGCUGUACCUCUGUCAGAACUCCCGCGCCGAGGAGCACAACAUGGACUCAGAUUAUGAACCCCAGACCAUAUGUGAACACCUGCAGUACCUGUUCGCAUUGCUGCAGAACAGCAACAGACGAUACAUCGACCCCUCCGGUCUAGUGAAGGCACUUGGGCUGGAUACAGGACAGCAGCAGGAUGCUCAGGAGUUCUCCAAACUCUUCCUGUCCCUGUUGGAAGACACUCUCUCCAAACAGAAGAACCCUAAUCUACACAACGUCAUACAGCAGCAGUUCUGUGGGCAGUUUGCAUACGUCACUGCGUGUAACCAGUGCGGCCGCGCAUCGUCACUGCCGUCCCGCUUCUACGAGCUGGAGCUCAACAUCCAGGGACACAAGCAGCUGAUGGACUGCGUCACCGAGUUCCUCAAGGAGGAGAAGCUGGAGGGGGAUAACCGGUACUUCUGCGAGAGCUGCCAGAGCAAGCAGAACGCCACCCGCCGGAUCAAGCUGAAGAGCCUGCCCCGCACCCUCAACCUGCAGCUCAUGCGUUUUGUCUUUGACAGACAAACGGGCCACAAGAAGAAGCUGAACACGUUCAUCAGCUUCCCGGAGGUCCUGGACAUGGGCCCCUUUUUGGAGCGGAACGAGGAGAAGUGUGUUUACGAGCUGAACGCGGUGCUGAUCCACCGCGGCAUCAGCGCCUACUCCGGCCACUACAUCGCCCACGUGCGCGACGCCCGCACCAGCGACUGGUACAAGUUCAACGACGAGGAGAUCGAGAAGAUGGAGGGCAAGAAGCUGCAGCUAGGAAUAGAGGAGGACAUUGCUGAGACAGUCAAGUCCCAGACGCGCAAGCCCAAGUGCAGCAAAGGGUACCACUGCUCACGGAACGCUUACAUGCUGGUGUACAAGAGACAGGCUGAAGAGGGGGGGGAUCAGGAGGCGGUGAACAUUGAGGUACCAGCCUUCCUACAGAGGCUGGUGGAGAGGGACAACAGGAAGUUUGAGGAGUGGUGCAUGGAAAUGGCAGACAUGCGGAAACAGAGCGUAGACAAGGGCAAAGCCAAGCACGAAGAGGUGAAGGAGCUCUACGAAUUGUUACCCGCAGCAGACGACCAGCCCUUCGAGUUUGUCCCGCUGGAGUGGCUGAAGAAGUGGCUGGAUGACUCCACCGUCACUAAGUCCAUCGACAACUCCAAGUUCCUGUGCUCCCACGGGAAGCUGCACCCAGACAGAAUCGGGGACGUGAAGCGCAUCUCCCUGAAGGCCGCCGAGCACUUCUUCAACCGCUACGGAGGGAGCCCCCGAUUAGAUCGGUCCUCUCUGUGCCUGGAGUGCGUGGUACAGCGAUGCCGGGUACUGCGGCUCAAGAACCAGCUAAACGAAGACUACAAAGAAGUGUCCAACCUUGUGAAAACCCCACUCAAAAGUAACGAGGGCUUCUGGAUUGGGAAAGCCUCCUUGCGGAGCUGGAGACAGCUGGCCCUGGAACAGCUCGAGGAAGACGAGGAGGAGACCAAGCACACCAACGGGAAGGCCAAUGGGGAAGGACCGGACAUUUCCGCAGGGAAAGCAGAUACAGGCGUUUGUGAGGGAAAAGAGGAGGGAGAUGAAGAAGACAUGAAGACUUUCAACGAGGAUAUUCUCUGUCCUCACGGAGGCCUGAGCAUAUCAGAGAGCGAGAGGAAGCUGAUUUCCACUGAGGUGUGGAGCAGGCUGCGGGUGUACUUCCCCAAGGCCCCCGAGUUCACCCACCACCAGGACCCCUGCCAGCAGUGCAUGAGGCUGGACCAGGAGGGUAAAGAGAACGAGGCGCUGAAUAGGAUGAUGGCCAGCGAACAGAAGACGUCCCUCCUCAACCUCUUCCAGGAGAAGAACCGGCCGACUCUACAGAAGUGGCCGCAGGACACGGACAUCCUGUAUAUAGUCUCCCUGUUUUUUGUUGAAGAGUGGAAGAAGUUUAUCAGGCGGCCAGCGAAGAGCAACCCGGUGUCCAGCGUGGCGAACAGCGUCCUUCUGUGUCCACACGGCGGCUUCAUGUUCACGUACGACUCCAUGGUCAAGGGGGAUGCGCAACAUAUAGCUCUGCUCUGGCCAAGCGAAUGGGAGGUGAUCAGCAGACUGUUCCUGGUGGAUCAACCCAUCUCCAUAUGCAGAAUUAGUGAAAAAACGCAGAACGACACUGUGAACGUAGAGUACCGAACUCAGCCAGAGCUGUGCCUCGACUGCAGAGAGGGCCUGAUCUUCCAGCAGCAGAGAGACAUGCGAGAAUACGCACAGGCCACCGUCUACAUCCGCAAGGUGGUCGAAAACAAGAAGAUAAUAAAGGACUCUGCCCCGGAGCUCACCAUGAGCGGCUCAGAGGCAGAGGAUGAGAGGGAGGAGCACAAAGGAGAGGGGGAGAACGACCCUGACUUCAGCCAGUCAGAGGAUGGUGCCAAGCGUCAGAAGCUGAACGACUCCAGCAGCUGUCCCGGCGUCGCCUCGGGAGCCUUGGCCGGGCCGCACAAGGCGGGCAUCCGGAGGAGCACGCGGCACCGCAAGCUGCGAGGGGAGAAGGCGCUCAUCGUCUCCGCCAAUCAGACGCUCAAAGAGCUCAAGAUCCAGAUCAUGCACGCCUUCUCCGUCGCUCCUUUUGACCAGAACCUGUCCAUAGAUGGACGGUGUUUGACGGACGACUCAGCCACCUUGGGCAGCCUUGGGGUCAUCCCGGAGAGCGUCAUCUGUUUAAAGGCUGACGAACCCAUAGCAGAUUAUGCAGCGAUGGACGAUGUAUACCAGGUCUGUAUGCCUGAAGAGGGAUUUAAAGGCACUGGGCUUCUUGGACACUGAAGAAAACAUUUCACCUUGAUGGAAGAUGGCAAUACCAGACCAAAAAAAGCUUGAUGUAGUUGAAGAUGGCAGCUGGC
Molecule: messenger RNA, 3402 nt
Organism: Megalops cyprinoides (Indo-Pacific tarpon)
Lineage: Eukaryota; Metazoa; Chordata; Actinopteri; Elopiformes; Megalopidae
Gene: usp48
Product: ubiquitin specific peptidase 48
Exons: 28
Coding region: 164-3325 (1053 amino acids)
Biological process (GO): protein deubiquitination
Cellular component (GO): nucleus; cytosol
Molecular function (GO): protein binding; cysteine-type deubiquitinase activity; cysteine-type endopeptidase activity
Source: RefSeq, a predicted model, not a curated record